UCUUGGGACAGUGAAGCCCUGAAACAUACCUUUCCCUGCAUCUAAAGUUCUAAACCCCGCUAAAGUGGCUAGCCACCAUCUUCCCGCCGUGCCGCCGUCGUGUCCUUCACGCUGCGACGCUCCCUUUCCACCGCUGCAGAACCAGGAUUUGGAAUGCGCUGCUGAUUUCUUUUUUAUUUACGUUUUUGUUUUAAUUAUUGGUGGCCUUGCGGUUCCAUAACCAUAAGUGAGGGUUUCGUUCUAGACUUCAACAUGGAGGUGUUUAAAAGGGCUAUAAUGCAGCCUGGGCCACCUGAGCAUUUCGCUUUACUGACAGUUCAAGAAGUCAUCAAACCUCAGAAGCAAACGAAAUUGGCCCAAGAUGAGAACCAGUUGCUAGAAAACAUUCUACGCAUGCUACUUCAGGAAUAUGUGUCAUCGGCAGUACAGUCUGGGGAGAAAAUAAUGCACUUUGGGCAAUCAAUUGAUGCUACUGAAACUACUCAAGGCCUCAUUCCUCGUCUUCUUGAUAUAGUACUAUAUCUUUGUGAGAAAGAACAUAUAGAAGGUGGUAUGAUUUUUUCACUGUUGGAAGACUUGACAGAAAUGUCUACAAUGAAAAACUGCAAAGAUAUUUUUGGUUAUAUAGAGAGCAAACAAGAUAUAUUAGGGAAGCAAGAACUUUUUGCUCGAGGAAAGCUUGUGAUGCUGAGAACCUGCAAUCAGCUCCUACGCCGGCUGUCCAAGGCAAAUGAUGUGGUGUUUUGUGGAAGAAUUCUCAUGUUUUUGGCUCAUUUCUUUCCAUUAUCAGAGAGAUCAGCCUUAAACAUCAAAGGAGUAUUUAACACAUCAAAUGAAACAAAAUAUGAGAAAGAACCCCUAGGCAUAUGUAUUGAUUUCAAGUUUUAUGAGACUUUCUGGGGAUUACAGGAAUAUUUUUCUAAUCCAACUAUAACUCAUGCUCCUUCCAAGUGGCAGAAAUUUGCGUCCAGUUUGUCGGUUGUACUGAAUACAUUUGAAGCACAACCUUUAAGUGAUGAAGAGGGGGAUGCUAAUAAUUUGGAGGAAGAAGCUGUCAAUUUUAGCAUAAAAUAUCUCACAAGCAGUAAACUAAUGGGACUGGAGUUAAAGGAUCCAAGUUUCCGACGCCACGUUCUGGUGCAAUGCCUCAUCUUGUUUGAUUAUUUAAAGGCCCCUGGAAAAGGUGAUAAGGAUCUGCCAUCUGAAAGCAUGAAAGAUGAGAUUUCAUCAUGUGAGGCGCGUGUUAAAAGACUUCUUGAACUGACUCCACCCAAAGGAAAGGAAUUUCUUCACAAAAUUGAGCAUAUAUUGGAACGGGAAAAGAAUUGGGUGUGGUGGAAACGCGAUGGCUGCCUGCCAUAUGAAAAACAACCGACCGAAAAGAAAGCAAUACAAGAUGGGACCAAGAAGCGUAAGCCUAGAUGGAGAUUGGGUAACAAAGAACUCUCCCAAUUGUGGAAGUGGGCAGAUCAAAAUCCGAAUGCUUUAACCAAUCCUCAGCGUGUUCAAACACCUUCAAUUAUGGAUUAUUGGAAACCCUUGGCUGAAGAUAUGGAUCCUUCUGCUGGAAUAGAAGCUGAAUAUCACCACAAGAAUAACCGGGUUUAUUGUUGGAAGGGUCUACGGCUUUCAGCACGACAGGAUUUGGAGGGUUUUUCCAAGUUUACCGACCAUGGCGUUGAAGGGGUUGUACCACUGGAACUUUUGCCACCUGAUGUUCGAUCUAAAUAUCAAGCUAAACCGAAUGAGAGAGGAAAACGUAGCAAAAAGGAAGAAGCAAAAGGCACAGCUCAUCAAGUUGAUGAAAAUCAGAUGUCUACACAUGCAACGGAGGUAGAUGUGGAAGGCAUUAGAACUGAUAUGACAGCGACACCUAUGGAAUUUGAUGCUGCUUCCAUCCCUGGCGCACAGGGGGAAACCCCGACACCGGAAGAACUUCAAAAGCAGAGUUCUGACACUGAUGGUGGCCAGGAAGCAGGUCAAUUGGACGCUGAUGCUGAAGUUGAGGCCGGCAUCAUAGACGGAGAGACGGAUGCAGAUGUUGAUUUAGAUGCUAAGGAUGAUUGAUAUUGAUGCCAUUGUCAGCAUCGUGUU
Messenger RNA from Arachis duranensis, 2094 nucleotides. RefSeq names its product THO complex subunit 1. Gene Ontology annotation, cellular component: THO complex part of transcription export complex. The record is from RefSeq and is a predicted model, not a curated record. The transcript is spliced from 21 exons. NCBI's taxonomy places the organism in Eukaryota, Viridiplantae, Streptophyta, Magnoliopsida, Fabales, Fabaceae. Bases 253 to 2067 code for a protein of 604 amino acids. Gene Ontology annotation, biological process: mRNA export from nucleus; regulation of DNA-templated transcription elongation.